Messenger RNA from Polychytrium aggregatum, 2186 nucleotides. RefSeq names its product protein SCAI. Lineage: Eukaryota; Fungi; Chytridiomycota; Chytridiomycetes; Polychytriales. Gene Ontology annotation, biological process: DNA-templated transcription. Gene Ontology annotation, molecular function: transcription corepressor activity. The transcript is spliced from 12 exons. Gene Ontology annotation, cellular component: nucleus. Bases 207 to 2096 code for a protein of 629 amino acids. The record is from RefSeq and is a predicted model, not a curated record.
UCCCACCCGACCCGCAAAAACACCCAUCGCCCGUCCACCCCCCCCCACAUCCAACAUCCAACAUCCAUAUCCGCAUCCGCUCUGCGCAUCCCACCUCCGCCUCCCCGCGCCGUCUUGCCAUCGGACCCGUCCUUGUCCCGCACCGCAGUCGGCCAUAACCUUCUCCACCGCUUGCUCCUGCGUCCUGCCCAAGUCAAGCCUCCAGCAUGGACAUCCCGCACCUCGAUGCCGAUCUGGCGCAGCCCGUCCAGCCCUCGAGCAACAAAAUCGUCGAGGAGUUCCAGUAUCUCCUCGAAAAGUCCCAGCAGCUGUUUGCUGGCCUGAGAGACCUGCCGCCCACCGGGCGGAACUGGCAGCCCUAUUUCCAGCGCACCUUCGAGGUUUACACCAAGCUCUGGAAGUUCCAGCAGCAGCACAGAGCGGUUCUUGAAUCGUCCGAGAGUUACGGCCUCAAGCGCUGGGAGAUUGGCGAGAUCGCCUCAAAGAUUGGGCAGCUCUACUAUCACUACUAUCUACGCACGAGUGAAACCAACUAUCUACUCGAGUCCUUCAUCUUCUAUGACGCCAUUCGCGAGCGUCAGUACUUCCGGGAUGUCAUGGAGACCAAAAACACCGGCUUGGUCAUCAAGAAGCUGCGAUACUUUGCCCGAUUCAUCGUUGUCUGUCUGCUGCUCAACAAGAAUGCAGUCAUCAACAAGCUGAUGGACGAAUUGACCCUGCUGGUCGACGACUACACCAAGAGCUUCAAGCCCAACGACACUGCCGAAUGGAGCGUCGUCUUGAGUGAGAUCACGACGUUCUUGGAGGCUGAAAAGAAGCUGUCUCCGGUCGACUUUGAGGGCAACGUUUUGUCCGUCACCAACCGCCUGCAGCUUGAGCGCACCCUACGCGUCGACAAGGACGGCCAGCCGAAACUGAAGCUCCAGGAAGCCAUCUUGGUCGGAAACUACCAGAACCAGAUCAAGUUUUCCGAGCUCACCCUCGACAUGUAUCGCAUCCUUCAGUCGCUCGAGCGAGAGCCUGCUACGAGCCUCAUUGGAGUCCAGCGAACCAUGGGCGCCGACGUCGUCGUCAAAAGCGAGGAGACCAACGCAAACGACGAUGGCGGCGAUCGCACCAGCGACAAAUCGGCCACCAGGAGAACGAAUCCACACAAAUAUCUGCUCUACCGCCCCACCAUCUCGCAGCUUCUGCUGUACAUUGCCACGGCUUUUAAGGACAUCUCCGACAACUCGGCCAUGUUGCUGUACAUCUCGGCCAACGGCUGCAAGCGCUCCGCAAAGCCAGAGCAAACCGACUCGAGCUACACCGGAGGCGUUGCCACUGCCGUCAACUACGCACGCAAGGGCAAUGAGAAGAGCGAAUCGGAUCAGACCUCGCUCGUGCACUGCCUGCAUCCGCACGAUCUGGUCCCGUUUACUCGGAAACCCCUGUUCCUGAUCAUCGACAGCACCAACAGCACUGCCUUCAAGAACUUCCCAAAGGUUUUCAACCAGAACUUGAUGUGUCUUUUGAGUCCGACCGAGUACCCCACCACCAUCAAAGAUACCACCCUUAUCGGAAGCCUCUUUACGCUCUUCCUCCACUCUCCCGUCAAGGCUUUUGUCUUCAUCUCGGACACGAACGAGAUCUCCACGAACACUUGGCAGAAAUGCGUGGCCCACAUGACCAGCAUUGAGAGGGAGAUCUCGGACCUCUUGGAUGCCAACCAGAACCUGGACAAAUCUGUCAAGCGGUUCAUGCAGGACGACUUUUUGCGACAGCUGAUUAUUCGCUUUGUUCUCUGCGAUGCAAUCCUGCAUUGCCACAACGCUUUCAAGGAGAGCAAGCAUCUGCCUGCAAGCUACCCCGCGCUCCCGCCCUCGUUCUCGUCGGCUCCCGAGAUCGUGAACAAGAUCCAGGAGCUCGUCAACAUGGCCGAGGUCACAAGUUUCUAUACCUUCAAUUCGGCCGCGCCUGCUGCUGCCCAGGCGCCUGCCAACAGCAGCAGCGGAACGGCCACGCCCGGGGCAGCCCCCGGCACCAGCACCGCCCCGGCACCGAGCUCGGGCAACGAAGAAGCAGUAUCCGCAACCCCUGCGGAAGAGGCAGCGUGAGCGGGCGGCCAGGCUCGAGCUGCGCGAAACGGCGCUGAUCCCCGAGUCCCGCCCACCCAUGUACAAUAUACUACGCUGCGAACACACGAG